CAGUGCACCUGCAAUGGCAAUUCACAGAGUUGGAAUUAUGGCGAAAUGGGCUUCAAAAAUUAAACACUUUGGGAUGUGAUAAAUAUAACGGACAAGGAAAAUCAGAGCGCGUGUGACCAAAACAUAUCAGAGCUGGAGCCACGCGCUGAGAGCUAUAUUAGGUCACCGCAUUGCUGCUUUGACUCUCAAAGCAACGGGGACGGGAAAUAGCACGGAGCACGAGCACGGGCGCCCGGUUGUAUUUGAUUUAAGCCGCAGCAUACCACAGCAAGGAGACCGUUCUGUUUCGUUCACUAAAUUACUAUCCGUGGAAGAUGUAUUUUUAUUUUUUAACUACGACCUGCUUUUCAACUGAUAACCGAGAAACCGUAGAUAAAAUAAGAUGUUAAAGUGAUUACCAAGGGUAAAUAAUAAACAAUACUGGGCAAGCAAGGUCCCUUCCCCGAGCGCAGGUGGAUCCAACGAAGUGGUGGAACAGGGUAUUGAACGAGAACAGGAACUGCAGCGUACCACGAUAACCUCGGGACUUCUAGCCUACUACUACUAUAUUCAAAUAAUAGGUCUAACUAUUCAUUCCUAUAUCUGCUUUUUGGGGGUCCAUUAUGAUGCUAAAUUGUUUCACAACCUGGAUGUGUAUCAGAACAUCAUUAUGAUGGAAAUAUAAUAACCCAAGUGAUGUUGCCACUGUAGAACGCAAAACGCACUUGGACUAAUAGUGUUUAAAGGAUGCCUGAAGCACUCGCCCCAGCCCAGGCGCUCUACAUCGGCAUGGAGGUGGUGAUUGCCGUCUUUUCCGUCCUGGGUAAUGUGAUGGUGGUCUGGGCGGUGAAAAUUAACAAAUCGUUGAGAGACACAACAUUCUGUUUCAUCGUUUCUCUGGCCCUGGCGGAUAUCGCAGUGGGAGCCCUCGUCAUCCCCUUGGCGAUAACUAUCAGCAUCGGACUUCAAACUCACUUCUACAGCUGCCUAAUGGUCGCGUGCACGGUGCUGGUACUGACGCAAAGUUCCAUCCUGGCCCUCCUGGCCAUUGCGAUUGACCGCUAUCUCAGGGUCAAGAUUCCAACCAGCUACAAGCGUGUGGUGACAAAGCAGCGAGCGGCCGUGGCGGUGGUGGUGUGUUGGACUGUGGCCUUCAUCGUGGGCUUGACCCCCAUGCUGGGCUGGAACAACCUCUGGAGGCUGCAGCAGAACGGUUCUCUGAACGAGGAUCUCAUCAUCACCUGUCAGUUUGAGAACGUAAUCAGCAUGGACUACAUGGUCUACUUCAACUUCUUCGGCUGGGUGCUGCCUCCUUUACUCCUCAUGCUGGUCAUUUACACAGAGAUCUUCUACAUGAUCCACAAGCAGCUCAACAAGAAGGCUUGUACCAUCAGCCACACCGACCCCAACAAGUACUACGACAAGGAACUCAAACUGGCCAAGUCGCUGGCCCUGGUCCUCUUCCUGUUCGCCAUCAGCUGGCUUCCCCUCCACAUCAUCAACUGCAUCACGUUGUUCUGUCCGACCUGCGACAAACCCCUGUUCCUGAUCUACAUCGCCAUAUUGCUCACGCACGGCAACUCAGCCGUCAACCCCAUCGUCUACGCCUUCCGCAUCAAGAAGUUCCGCGACGCUUUCCUGAAGAUCUGGAAGCAGUACUUCUGUUGUAAGGAUGUACCCGCCAUCUUGAACCAGCCUAGUGAGAAGGACAGGAAGGAGAACGAGAACCAGAAUGGGAACGGGAAUCCUAAUCCGAUCGGGGACUCACCGCCAGCUCCUUCGCCAUCACAAGAAGGGCAGCAGCUUCCACUAGAGCAGAUGGUUAACCACCAGCUGCCACAGAAGCCGCCGAUGGAGCACAACAAUAUCUAACUAUCCCCGGAAGAACGGGAGUUUCUACAUUGACGUGUUUCAGAAACCUUUGAGUUCCUAUGUUUUUUUUGGAGAUGACUAGAGGUUGUCAGAGUCAGAGGCAUCCUGAUAGUAGUCGUUUCCCGAAUGUGAGGCAACCAAUGGAGGAGGAGUGUGAGAAACAUUCCAGCAGUUUACUUUUUGUACCUUGCAUCUGCACCUGGAUGUGACUGGAUGUUUGUGUAUACUACUUUGAAAGGAGUGUGACAUGGUACCCUACUGAAUGGAAGGAUUCUGGAUGGAAGGAUUCUGGAUGGAAGGAUUCUGAAUGGAAGGAUUUUGGAUGGAAGGAUUCUGAAUGGAAGGAUUCUGGAUGGAAGGAUUCUGGAUGGAAGGAUUCUGGAUGGAAGGAUUCUGAAUGGAAGGAUUCUGGAUGGAAGGAUUCUGAAUGGAAGGAUUCUGGAUGGAAGGAUUCUGGAUGGAAGGAUUCUGAAUGGAAGAAUUCUGAAUGGAAGGAUUCUGGAGACGUGUUAGGCGACUUGCAGCUUAAAGAUCCAUCUUACAGACUGUGAAAUCUAAUUUUAACAUUCGUGUGGAGGUGGGGGUUGAAGAAAAAAAACAAACAUUGAAAAUGAGUAUUAGGGUUUAUACGGUAAAAAAACUGAGAAUUAGUAUUAGGGUUUAUACGGUAAAAAAAGUGUAAUCAAAAACAUGCAAUAAUGUAAGUCUAUUUGAUAAUGAGACUGAGACAUCUUAGUAGCUAACUGAACUGAAGACACUAAGCUUUAACUGACAGUUAACAGAACACUGACAGUUGACCUUUUUAGCGUUGUGAAAUUAGAGAGGAACUGACAGUUGGUAGGAUCCUCAUUCAAAAAAAGUGCAAAAUUGAGCACUGAUGGUGAGGUAUAAUCAGUGUCAGAUUAUCAAACGUUAUAACACUGAAUAAACAUGUGGCUUUACAGAGUUCCAGAUGUUGCAAGGUUAAUGUUCCUGCUGUUUAUUAAACUGUACUGAUUUAAGCUAACAAAGGCUUUAUAUGAAUGUAGUGAUGUAAAUUUGAAUUAAAUGUAGCUACGGUG
Messenger RNA from Oncorhynchus gorbuscha (pink salmon), 2912 nucleotides. RefSeq names its product adenosine A1 receptor b (gene adora1b). Gene Ontology annotation, molecular function: G protein-coupled adenosine receptor activity. Bases 727 to 1851 code for a protein of 374 amino acids. The record is from RefSeq and is a predicted model, not a curated record. The transcript is spliced from 6 exons. Gene Ontology annotation, biological process: G protein-coupled adenosine receptor signaling pathway. Lineage: Eukaryota; Metazoa; Chordata; Actinopteri; Salmoniformes; Salmonidae. Gene Ontology annotation, cellular component: membrane; synapse; dendrite.